Molecule: messenger RNA, 3050 nt
Organism: Musa acuminata AAA Group (dessert banana)
Lineage: Eukaryota; Viridiplantae; Streptophyta; Magnoliopsida; Zingiberales; Musaceae
Exons: 6
Coding region: 646-2784 (712 amino acids)
Biological process (GO): regulation of photomorphogenesis
Source: RefSeq, a predicted model, not a curated record
AUACAAAUACACGAGAGAGAGAGACACAGAGGGAAGGAAUACCCGCCUGGUGUAGGUCGGCUCCCUCUUGCGAUUACGUGGCUGUGGUUCCGCGGCGUCGCCUUCACUUCUCCUUUCCCCGUAGUUACCCUUCUCCUCCUCCUCAAGCCUCUGCUCGCCCUCAUUCAUCCCCCCUACCAAAGCCUUGAAAGAAACACCUUCUUCUCUGUGCUCUUCAAGCGACGAACAUGUAUCGUUGUUGUCUGUGCAUGGCCUACUCGCCCUCCUCCGUUCCGGAUCCUGACCGCUCGCUCCCUGGUGGUGCCGCGCUCUGAGCUCGCCAUGGGAGCGGAUGAGGUUGACGGGAAUAGAUUUUGGUGGAAGAUAUACUAAAGGGCCUUCGUAUUAGCUUGUAAUUUUGGGCGUUCUUAACAUAUGAUAGCCCACUACUCUGCUCGAGCUUACGGCUUUUGUUAGGCUUUUUUCCCUUGUAUUUUUAGGUACAUGUUGGGGGAAAAGCUGCUCGUUCUGGUUCAUACUCGAAGGUUGAGUUCGACAAAGUUUCAGUAAUCAAGGACAUAUUGAACUGAAGUUACAGCUAACGUCAGAAUAUUGGUCAUUGUUUUUUCAACUACGGGCUUAUUUUCUGUGUACUUGAGAUAAAACAUGGCAGAGGAUGCUGUACGAAGUUAUGGAAACAAUGAAGAUUUAAAUGUUGAAUUGAGUCACACAAAUGGGAGUGUAACUCACUUUCAGUACCAUUCACAAUGGAUGGCACAUUGGAAACGGGCAAGCAGCAUUUCAGCUCAUCAGUGCCAUAAGCACUGUACUCUUUCUGAUGCAAUCAACAGAAAAAAUUGCGUAAAACAAGAGGGCUAUUCGCAAGUCGAAAAUACAAAAUCUGGGAAGGUUCAACUGGUAAGCAUAGGUACGAGGGAAGGAACAACCCCCGAAUCCAGGAAUGUGUGCAGUUCUGAGCUUAAUGAAUUAGGCCUAACAUUGCAUGUUCACCGGUCAGCUGAAUUUGUGGGAGCUGAAAAGGGAAGAUGUGAGAUGGACAAUACUCUGGUGCCCAAAGAUGUACAUACAUACGAUGGAGUUGUAGUAUCAGAUAAAUUGCAUCUUCAUAAUUUUUCAGACUCCUCUAUAAACUGGGAAAACUACAACACAUGCCAUUCUCUGAAUUCAGAUGAAAUUCACUUUCCUAAGUAUGACGUAAGUUGGAAGAUUGAUACUAUUUUAAAUCCUAAAAGAGGACCUGGACAUGGUCAAGUGGCCAAUAGAUUUGUUAAGUUACAUCUUCCAUUAAAAGGAACUAUGUUAGGCUCCCAUGUAACAGAAUCUAAAGCAAAAGAGAUUAGUACAAGUAGUGAUCAAGAGAUUGAACCCUGUGAUACUGUUAACGGCUUACAAAAUUUUCAAGAUGGUAUUAGUGCAUCAACUUCUCUGCCAGCGAUGGUCAGAUCUAAAGCUGAGAGGCCAAAUAUGAAGUCUCCUGUGUGCAUUAAAGAUAGAAGAACGUCUUCAGAAUCGGAUCACACACUUGAUGAACAUCGGGUGCUAAGAGAUUUGUGGCCAGGCAAAUCUCCUCUUUCAUAUCUAAUUAGGGAAAACGAUACUGAGGAUGUUCUUCAUCAGCCAUUAAACUAUAUGUCCAACUGCUUCAUUCAUAAUGUUGCAAGUUUGGAUAUACAUAACUAUCUUCAUCCUGUGAAUAAUAUAGAUGGAGAUGCACAGAACCCUUUUAAUGCUAUUCAUUAUCAGUUGACAACAAAGAAUAUGCCAAUGGAGUUGUCGCGAGAAAAACAAUUGAUAGAAGAUUCGACAGAAACUGCAAAAGCAAAAGUUACUCCCUUGUUUGAAAUGUUAACAGUACCAGCAACAGCAAGGAACCAAGGAAUGUGGCAAGGAGAUUCACUGCCUUUAAUUAACUCAAAUAGCAUGGAAAAUGGGGUUGAUGUAAAUGGAAUUGAGAUACAUAUGAUGGGAAAGAGGGAAAGACCAUCAGCUAAAACUGAUGCAAUUCACAUUGAGGCUUGCCUGGAAAAACACUCUCCGAAAGGCACGAUUUCUGACAGUCUACAAAAGGACCUUCCACACACGAACCUAAUAAAAUCCCACUCUCCAUCACCUUCAGCGAUCCAGGAAACUUUGAGCAGAUAUGUUAAUUCCUCAGACAAAACUGGUAGCGUAAGUACUGGAGGACUGAGCACAUCUAGAACUGAAAGCAUGAAUGUAGAUCAAGUUUUUUCUCAUGUUCAGAGGUCCAAGAUUUCAAAUACUAGUAGUAUAAUUGAAAACUUGGCACAAAAGGAGCAAUGUAAAAGAUGGCUCAAACGCCUCAGACACAAAUCUUCAGAUGCUUUUGGCCUUGGUUCUAAGAGAACAAAAAUUGGAGAUCACCCCACUAAUGCAGAAGUAUGUAGCUUUUCAAGUAAAGCACACAAUUAUGACACAUCCAGCUCGGCGAUGACAAAAUGUCCCAAGGAACAGCAGAUACCCGAUACGACCAAAGACAUACCAAGUACUUCUGAGUGCUCCUAUGGAGUAUCAGCAAGAGAUGUGCAAUACUGGAUUAAAAGAUGGUGUUAUAAGACCCCUCAAACGGUUAAAGCUCAUGUGAGUAUAGUUACACCUGGGCUAUGGGAGCCUGAAAAUCGAAAAGUGCUUCCUGAUAAUAUUGAGGGGAAACAGUUCCCAAGCAUCAGGGCGAUAGCUUUGAUGGGGAGAGCAAUGAACAAAUUCCAAACAGGUCAGUUUCAGAGAAAGGGAUCAUCAGUGGUGUGGAAUAUAGAGGACUUUUGAAAGCUACAGGGCUUUGGUUUCCGGUCCUCAUGCAGCUUGCAGAUUUCCAUGGCGAGAAAGGUGCAAUCGAAAGACACCAUCCAAAAUAUUGUGUUUCAGAUGUGAAAAGUUAUCCAAAUUCGAGGUUGCAUACAUUACAAUCAGUAAAUUCUAUAGUCAUGUUUCCUUAAUGUUGAUCUUUUGUUUUUCUGGGAUCGGCUUUUAAGGAAGUAAUCUGAACUCUAUAUCUACUUAAUAUGUUCUGAAAGAUGUUUUUCUUAUCCUCA